CGCUCCUGCCGUCCACCCGCCUCCUGGGAAGGUGGCAAAAGUUGUGGGGUCCUCUCCACCGUGGCCGGUCAAACACAAGGACACCUCCCCUGCCCGGGCGCACAGACAUCCACCGGGUGAGCUCUUUUCAGCCGGCCUCGUGCCACCCAGCCGGCAGGCCCCCCUGCAGCCACCUCCAGCCCUUCUCCCUCCUCCUCCGCCUCUGCCCCCCGCCCCCCCCCUUUUCUUUCCUCCGCCUCUCCCCCAUCCCCGCGGCCAUGGACAACCGUACUGCUGUCUCCAACUGGGGCAAUGCUCAGAGCGUCGACUCGCUCAACAUUGCCAUCCAGAAGAUCAUCGACUUCAUGAACCACUUUGAAAACCACACUCGCUUCCAGCUGUCCACUGUUGGCGACCGCCUCAACCUCCUGGAGCAGGAGGUCCACUCGCUUGAGCAGAAGCUCAACUCCCUGAAGCGGGAUUGAGGAGGCCGCGCACAUCGGCUCGUACCUCCUCGCAUCGAGUCGACCACUGUGCUGUACCCCGCCCCCCCCCCCCGUCCAUCGCCCUCGGAAAAGAACAUACAUACAAACAUGACAACAAGCAUAGCCUCUCUCUCCCUCUCCUCCCCCCUCCCUAUCUCGGUCCGGUCCCUGUGUACCUCCCUCGCGCUCCCCCAGCACACAAAUGACCCCCUCCCUGGUGGAGUUUGUCCCGGGAGAGGGGCGCGCAAGCAUCCUCC
Messenger RNA from Fonticula alba, 721 nucleotides. RefSeq lists its product as hypothetical. NCBI's taxonomy places the organism in Eukaryota, Rotosphaerida, Fonticulaceae. The coding region runs from base 258 to 464 and encodes 68 amino acids. The transcript is spliced from 3 exons. The record is from RefSeq and is a predicted model, not a curated record.